Molecule: messenger RNA, 1511 nt
Organism: Nerophis lumbriciformis (worm pipefish)
Lineage: Eukaryota; Metazoa; Chordata; Actinopteri; Syngnathiformes; Syngnathidae
Source: RefSeq, a predicted model, not a curated record
GCCUCCCUCCCUUUGCCGCCUGCUCCGUUGCCGUGGCAACAAAGGGAGCGCGUCGGCUGCUCUGUGCCAGAAUGGAAAAGAAGAUGGAGGAAAACCCCGGGAAAGACGCUGAGGCUGGCAUGGAAGCUGGAGGCGAGGAGGCCUUGGUGGGGAAUGUCAACAAGCUGACGGUGAGCCCACCGGGGUACUCAGGAUCUCCCAGAAAAGGACAUCUGGUUUUUGAUGCUUGCUUUGAGAGUGGAAACCUUGGUCGUGUUGACUACAUCAGUGAAUUUGAGUUUGACCUCUUCAUCCGCCCCGACACCUGCAAUCCCCGGUUUCGUGUCUGGUUCAACUUCACCGUGGAGAAUGUCCGAGAGACACAGAGGGUCAUUUUCAAUGUGGUCAACUUCUCGAAGACAAAGAGCCUUUACAGAGAUGGCAUGUCUCCUGUUGUUAAGUCCACCAGCAGACCAAAAUGGCAGAGACUCCCAGCCAAAAAUGUGUACUACUACCGCUGCCCAGACCACCGGCGUAACUAUGUCAUGUCAUUUGCCUUCUGCUUCGAUCGUGAGGAAGACAUCUACCAGUUUGCCUAUUGCUACCCUUACACCUACUCAAGAUUACAGCACUAUCUCGCCAGCCUGGAGCGCAGGAAUCUUCCCUACCUGCGGAGGGAGCAGCUGGGACUCAGUGUGCAACAACGACAGCUGGACCUGUUAACAAUCACCAAUUGUGAACAGCAGAAUGGAGGAAAGGAGAAGAAACUGGUGUUCCUCACGGCUCGCGUUCACCCUGGAGAGUCUCCUGCCUCGUUUGUCUGUCAAGGUUUGAUUGAUUUCCUGGUGAGCCAGCAUCCGGUAGCUCAGCUCCUAAGAGAUUAUGUGAUCUUCAAAAUUGUCCCCAUGCUGAAUCCAGAUGGAGUGUAUCUGGGCAACUACAGGUGUUCCCUAAUGGGCUUUGACCUCAAUCGCCACUGGCAGGACCCCUCUCCAUGGGCACACCCCACACUACAUGCUGUCAAGCAACUCAUAGUGCAGAUGAGCCAAGACCCAACUGUUAGCUUGGAGUUUUACAUCGAUGUCCAUGCUCACUCCACCAUGCUGAACGGCUUCAUGUACGGCAACGUGUUUGAGGACGAGGAGCGUGUCCAGAGACAGGCCGUCUUUCCCAGACUGCUGUGCCACAAUGCCCAUGACUUUUCCUUUUCCAACACUUCCUUUAACCGCGACGUGGUGAAGGCCGGCACAGGCAGACGUUUCCUCGGCGGUCUCCUUGAUGACACGUCCUAUUGCUACACUCUGGAGGUGUCUUUCUACAGCUACAUGACCCCUGGCAGCACGGCUCCCGUGGCCUACACCGAGGAGACUUACAUGAGGCUGGGCAUGAAUGUGGCUCGGACCUUCUUGGAUUACUACAAACUCAACAACCUAAUCGCAGACAAUGUGCCAAGUCACCUUCAAAGUUCUGAAGUGACGUCUCCAGUAGAUGGCGAUGUAGUGGACAGAGAGAAAGAGCAUGUCAGGGACUAG